AACGUAACGUUAAUGACGUUACAACGUCAGUGACGUUUGUUACCUAGCGACCUCAGUUAAUGAAAAACUAUCAGCGGAGUGGGCGAUUAUUUUAUUCAGUCACACAUUUCUGCAGGAAAAUCAAUUAUAGUAAUGGAUAUGAUACAAAUACCAUCCUUUGUACUUUCGAGCAAUGGCUCGCUCGUAACGAAGCGUCUACUAGAAUUUAGAAAACAGUGUUUGCUGUUCGCCGACGAGACGGCAAAAGGAACGGAUGCUUCAGGCAAAAUUAUGAAAACACUCACAGAGUAUCCUCCAAUACAAGGUGUACCUGUCUUGAACAAUUUGCUAGAGCUAUUGAAGGAUGCCCUAUUCUCCUAUCAAGCAUUCAAGUUCAAGGUCACAGGGAAAUUUAAUAACGAGAUAUGUGGCAAAGUUAAUCCCUCAGGAGACAGCACAGACAGCAUCCCUGCCCUUGAGGAAGUUAUCCCAAGAAGGAAAAGCUAUGACACGUUCCUGUCCUGGAAGGCCUUACUUGCAUGUAGAAGACUACACAAUGACUUACUGGCAGCAUGUCGCGAUCACCAGAACGUUGUUUAUCAACUACAAGAAACUUUACAGAACUAUCGAGUGUUAAAUGAAAAAUGCGCAAAGGUCGACGAAAAACUGGAAACAAUUAGAGGGAAAAACCAGUACAACCGCCGACAGGAGAAAUCACAAGCAGCGUUUGACAAACUGUCGGCCCUGUACGAGGAAGAGAAAAUAAUCAGAGAAGAAAAAAUGAAACAGAUUGAAAAUAAACUUCGUUCAAUAAUUGAGACAGAGAUUAGGGAAACCGUUGUGGAAGGAAUAAAGAACCUAAUGAAAGUUGCCAAAUCUAUUCAUCUUCCAGUAGAGUUCACUGAGAGACUGGAAAAGUUUGACUGCUAUGAAGUUGCAGAAGAACUGUUUAAAGAUCUGUCGGGAAAAUAUUUCCAUCCAGUCAUUGAAAAGACAAACUUUGAUAGAACUAUUGCAGCAACAGCAUACGUGGAUCCAUAUUUUGCUGAAAUGGAAAAACAUAAACAGAGAUUUCAAAAACAUGACAGCUAUGUUUGUUUGUUAGAGGAAGGAAACUUUGAUACACGGAAAGAGGAAUUGUAUGUUUGGGCAAAUGCCAGUUUGGCUGAUAAAAAUAACACUAUUCAGCUUAAAUUCAAAGCAGGUACAAAGAUCAAACAGAAACUUUGUUCCACCGACGGCAGCCUGGCAUUUGGAUGGACACGGAAGUUUGCAUAUGGAGCCAAAAAGUACGGAUUUUACCCAACAAAUGCAACUCGACUUGUGCCAUGAUGGAGCUUCAGUUUUAAAUUUUAGAUGCUAUAAAAGAUCACCUUUUGUCAUAAAGGAAUUAAAAUUAUUUGUAAAUUACAGAUACAGUAGCAAACAAUAAACAAUAUUUUGUCUUUUAUCAACUUAGGAGUGUAUUAUUUAGUAGAUGAUCGAUUACAAUUAGUCAAAGAGUGGAUGCGUUUUAAACUAAAAUCUAUAGCUCUCCUCAAUCCAACAGAGUGCAUUUACGACCAGCAUGGAUCCAGUUCAGCCUGUGCAUCCGCGCAGUCUGUGAUGCGCAGUCUGGUCAGGAUCCAUACUGUUCGUUAACAGUUUCUCUAAUUCCAAUAGGCUUU
Mercenaria mercenaria is the source of this 1646-nucleotide messenger RNA. RefSeq lists its product as uncharacterized. The record is from RefSeq and is a predicted model, not a curated record. The transcript has 10 exons. Lineage: Eukaryota; Metazoa; Mollusca; Bivalvia; Venerida; Veneridae. The coding region runs from base 133 to 1311 and encodes 392 amino acids.